AUGUCUGGAAGAGGUAAAGGGGGUAAGGGGCUCGGAAAAGGAGGCGCUAAGCGCCAUAGGAAGGUGCUGCGGGACAACAUCCAGGGCAUCACCAAGCCUGCCAUCCGCCGCCUUGCCCGGAGAGGAGGCGUGAAGCGUAUCUCUGGCCUCAUCUACGAGGAGACCCGCGGGGUGCUGAAGGUGUUUCUGGAGAACGUGAUCCGGGACGCCGUCACCUACACCGAGCACGCCAAGAGGAAGACUGUCACCACUAUGGAUGUGGUCUAUGCUCUCAAGCGCCAGGGCCGCACUCUGUAUGGCUUCGGAGGCUAA
Molecule: messenger RNA, 312 nt
Organism: Pseudophryne corroboree (corroboree frog)
Lineage: Eukaryota; Metazoa; Chordata; Amphibia; Anura; Myobatrachidae
Product: histone H4-like
Exons: 1
Coding region: 1-312 (103 amino acids)
Biological process (GO): nucleosome assembly
Cellular component (GO): nucleosome
Molecular function (GO): structural constituent of chromatin; DNA binding; protein heterodimerization activity
Source: RefSeq, a predicted model, not a curated record